This is a messenger RNA of Neurospora hispaniola, 402 nucleotides long. RefSeq names its product 60S ribosomal protein L33. Gene Ontology annotation, molecular function: structural constituent of ribosome. Bases 1 to 402 code for a protein of 133 amino acids. The record is from RefSeq and is a predicted model, not a curated record. Gene Ontology annotation, cellular component: ribosome; cytosolic large ribosomal subunit. The transcript has 4 exons. Gene Ontology annotation, biological process: cytoplasmic translation; ribosomal large subunit biogenesis. Lineage: Eukaryota; Fungi; Ascomycota; Sordariomycetes; Sordariales; Sordariaceae.
AUGCCUACCGAAGCCGGCCACAGAUUUGCUAGGAACCUGGUCAUUUCGGAAACGAGACCAGAGAAUACGACGUACCGAGCAAGGACUGACGAGAGGAAUCGCAUUAGGGGUCGCCACCUGAGCUAUCAGCGUGGCCGUCACACCACCCACCCCAAGACCAGCUUGAUCAAGAUCGAGGGUGUUGAUGACACUGCUGCUGCCAACUUCUACCUCGGCAAGCGCGUCGCCUAUGUCUACCGCGGCCAGAAGGAAGUUCGCGGCACCAAGAUCCGCGUGAUCUGGGGCAAGGUCACCAGGCCUCACGGCAACUCCGGCGUUGUCCGCGCCAAGUUCGCUGCUCCCCUCCCCUCCAGGUCCUUCGGUGCCUCCGUCCGCAUUAUGCUCUACCCCUCGUCUAUCUAA